Molecule: messenger RNA, 744 nt
Organism: Miniopterus natalensis
Lineage: Eukaryota; Metazoa; Chordata; Mammalia; Chiroptera; Miniopteridae
Gene: JOSD2
Product: Josephin domain containing 2
Biological process (GO): protein deubiquitination
Molecular function (GO): cysteine-type deubiquitinase activity
Source: RefSeq, a predicted model, not a curated record
CGGAGGGAGGCAUGUCCCAGGGCCCAGGAGCACAGCCAGGACCACCCUCUGUGUACCACGAGCGGCAGCGACUGGAGCUGUGCGCCAUCCACGCCCUCAACAACGUCCUCCAGCAGCAGCGCUUUAAUCAGGAGGCUGCCGAUGAGAUCUGCAAGAGGUUGGCGCCAGACUCCCUGCUGAACCCCCAUCGCAGCCUCCUGGGCACUGGCAACUAUGAUGUCAACGUGAUCAUGGCUGCCCUGCAGGGGCUGGGCCUGGCCACUGUGUGGUGGGACAGAAGGAGGCCCCUGUCCCAGCUGGCCCUGCCCCAGGUGCUGGGGCUCAUCCUCAACCUGCCCUCUCCUGUGUCGCUGGGGCAGCUGUCCCUGCCACUGCGUCGGCGGCACUGGGUGGCCCUGCGCCAGGUGGGAGGUGUCUACUACAACCUGGACUCAAAGCUGCGGGCACCCAAGGCCCUGGGCGAUGAGGACGGACUCAGGGCCUUCCUGGCGAAGUGCCUGGCUCAGGGCCUGUGCCAGGUGCUGCUGGUGGUGACCAGGGAGGUGGAGGAAAAGGGCAGCUGGCUGCGGGCAGACUGACCCAGCAGAGGAGGGAACCACGGCUGCCUGCCCAGCGAGUCCCUGUGAGUGGAGUCCAGCUCCUGUGCAGCAACGACAGGACCUUACUUCAUGGGCCCUGCGGAGGCCCCAACCCCGUCCUCGCUCCCUGUGCCACUGCUGCCUCAAUAAAUAUGUUUUGUUCUGA